GGCUUCAGCUCUCUCUCUGUUUCUCUCCUUGGUUUUCAUAUUCGUAAUCCGUUUCUUAUCAAUCCAAUCCAAAAAUCCAGAAAUUUCUCAAAGUUUUGUUUUUUUGAGUCUCCUUCUUCAACGGCAUGUUGGGUUUCUCAUGUUGGAAUCUAAGCUGUCUUCGUUUCCCUGAUCUUAUCUGGUGAUGCGGAAUUCUUGAUUUCUUAUAUAUUACCCAGUAAGCGCCAUUUUGGAACUUAGUUUCGGACAAAGAGCUAUAAUCUGGUUUAAUUUGAGGUUAAGGGUUCUCUGGAUUGCUUCACUUAGGUCAAAAUAGAAGCUUUCCUGGCUUGAUUACACCAGUUUAGUCAGACAAUCUUCGUUUAGGGUUCUGUAUCAAAGUAGAUUUGUGGAGGAGAUAUAGUUAAAGACUUGGGAGGAGGUUUUAGUGUCAAAAGAUAAGAUUUUGUUGUUCGUUUAUAGGACUUAAAGUGAUUGAUGGAGGUUGUGUCUAUGUCUGAGUAUGAUGAUGCUGAGACCUCCAUUACCCAUCUUCCAGAUGAUUGUCUUUCUUUUAUCUUCCAACGACUUGAUAAUGUUGCUGACCAUGAUUCAUUCGGUUUGACUUGUCAUCGCUGGCUCAACAUCCAAAACAUAAGCCGUCGCUCUUUACAGUUUCAGUGUUCUUUCACUGUCCUGAACCCUGCAAGUCUGUCUCAGCCGAGUCCUGAUGUGAAUUCCUAUCAUCUCCACAGGCUUCUCACUCGUUUCCAGUGCUUGGAGCAUCUUUCGCUUUCUGGUUGCACGUUACUUAAUGAUUCAAGCCUCGCCUCUCUCAGGUUUCCCGGUGCAAGACUGCAUAGUCUUUACUUAGAUUGUUGCUUUGGUAUUUCUGAUGAUGGGAUCUUUACAAUUGCUAGGUUUUGUCCCAAUCUAAGAGUGGUUAGUCUCUACCGCUGCAAUAUCAGUGACAUUGGGUUAGAAACUUUAGCUAGGGCUUCCUUGCCUUUAAUGUGUGUGAAUCUCUCGUAUUGCCCUCUGGUGUCUGAUUUGGGGAUAAAGGUAUUGUCACAAGCAUGCUUGCAGCUUAAGUCAGUGAAGAUCUCAAACUGCAAGAGCAUAACCGGUGUUGGCUUCAACGGCUGUUCUCCAACUCUAGGCUAUGUGGAUGCUGAGUCUUGUCAGCUUGAGCCCAAGGGUAUAAAUGGGAUCAUUAGCGGAGGUGGGAUUGAGUUUCUUAACCUUUCACGUGUAAGUUCCUACAUCCACAAAGAUGGGUUGGUACCUAUUGGCUCUGGGAUUGCAUCAAAACUUAGAAUCUUGAACCUAAGGAUGUGCAGAACGGUUGGUGAUGAAUCCAUCGAAGCUAUAGCAAAAGGUUGUCCAGUGCUCCAAGAGUGGAACUUGGCUCUGUGUCAUGAAGUUAAGGUUUUGGGAUGGGAAGCCGUAGGAAAGUGGUGCCGUAACUUGAAGAAACUCCAUGUGAACCGUUGUAGGAACUUCUGUGACCAAGGGUUGCGUGCUCUACGAGGUGGUUGCACGAACCUCCAGAUUCUCUACAUGAGCGGGAAUGCUAGGCUGACCCCUGUAGCAGUUGUGAUGUUCAGGUUAUAUAGAACCGAUGUAACAUUAAGGACAGAGGAAAUGAUGGCCAUAGGAGCAGACUGGAGACUAUAUGCACAAGAAUGAAGCAUCCAUUACCCAACAGUAUAUAUGCGUUGGUUUUACCCAGAGGAAAACUGCAAGAACGGAUCCGAAUGCUGCUGAAGCAAGCUAGUAAACAACUCUGAAAUAUACAUUACAAAUACUAUACAUCCUUUCUUCUUUUGGCCAUCAACAAAUACUAUUCAUUAUUACUUCACUUAGUUGUCAAAUUGAUAUUGUGUCCAUAAAGUUAUAAUGGAUUGUCCUUAGAAUUCUUUACUUCUGUCUCUUGCACAAUCCCCCAGUAUUUGCUUUGUUCUUUGGGGAUGGACCAUUUAAAAAAUUAUCACUCUUUGUA
Molecule: messenger RNA, 1981 nt
Organism: Camelina sativa (false flax)
Lineage: Eukaryota; Viridiplantae; Streptophyta; Magnoliopsida; Brassicales; Brassicaceae
Source: RefSeq, a predicted model, not a curated record